AUGAGACUGAAUAACCAUUAACAAAUAUAAAAUAAAUAUAAAAAAAUACUAUUAGAUCUAUGCAUAAAAUGCUUAAAUAAACUAUCUUAAAUUGACCCUUAAUACAAUAUAAAUGGAUAUAGAAAUAUAUGGAUUGUCAAACCGAAUUUUUUAUCACGAGGUAGAGGAAUAAAAUGUUUUAACGACUUAGAUAAAAUAUUUGAUUAUAUAGUAGGUAAAGAAACAUAAUAUGUAGUGUAAAAAUACAUAGAAAGGCCAUUAUUAAUAUCAAAUAAAAAAUUUGAUUUAAGAUAAUGGGUAAUUAUAUAAAAUUUUUGCCCUCCUAAAAUAUGGUUUUUCGAAGAAUGUUAUUUAAGGUUUUGCUCAGUGGAUCAUAAUAUAGAUGAUUUAAAUAAUAAAUUUGUACAUUUGACUAAUAAUGUAAUUUAAAGAUGUAAUAAAGACGGAGAUAUUGAUAAAGAUGAUUUAAUGUGGAGAUAAGACUAAUUUGCUUAAUAUUUAAAAUAAACUAAUAAUAAUUAUGAUGUAUUUUAUGAAAAAAUUUAACCUAAAAUGAAAUAAAUUGUUAUAAAUUCUUUAAAAUCAUGUAAAGACUAAGUUGGCUCUAGAAAAAAUUCAAUGGAAUUAGUUGGAUACGAUUUUAUGAUAGAUUCUAAUUAGUAACCAUGGUUGAUUGAAAUAAAUAGCUCACCUUCAAUGGAUUAUAGUACUUCGAUUACUAAAGAUCUUGUUUAAAGAGUUUUAACUGACACUGUAAAGGUAGUUGUUGAUUAUUCAAUGGCUAAAAAAGGUACUAAAAAGCUUGUAGAUACAGGAGGAUUUAAAAUUAUUUAUAAAGGAGAAAAAAACUCUAAAUUAAAUCCUAAAUAUACAAAUAAUAAAAAAUGA
This is a messenger RNA of Ichthyophthirius multifiliis, 888 nucleotides long. RefSeq names its product tubulin-tyrosine ligase family protein, putative. Lineage: Eukaryota; Ciliophora; Oligohymenophorea; Hymenostomatida. The record is from RefSeq and is a predicted model, not a curated record. Gene Ontology annotation, molecular function: protein-glycine ligase activity, initiating. Gene Ontology annotation, biological process: protein polyglycylation. The transcript has 5 exons.